ACCGAAAUGAACUCCUUCCUAGAGUACACCAUCUGUAACCGUGGGACGAACGCCUACUCGCCCAAGGCAGGAUACCAGCCUUUGGACCAGGGAAGCGGUGCGACCUUCUCCAGCAACCCAGCGCCCACAGGUGACAGCUAUAAUUCCGAAGCGCGCUUUUUCGUGGGCGGCAGCCCGCCAGCAGCUUCGGCUCAGCAUCAGCACCAGAACACGACCUACCCUCCUCACCAGCAGCUGCACCUUCCCAACACAGGCCUUGCGUACUCCAGCUCGGGGGGCCACACAUAUGGGUCGCAGAUGUGUGCCAACCCGGACUAUGGCAACCCCCAGUAUUUCAUGAGCCAAGAGCAGGAAGGGAUGUACUUCCAAACGUCCAACUUUGCAGUUGCAAACGUGGGACCCAGCAUUGGUUCCCUUGGUUUCUGUGGACCGCCGGGGUCGAUGCCCAGCAGUGGGUACCAGCAGAACUGUGGGGCUCAGGAAGCGCAACAAGGCUUCGUGCCGGGCACGUACCCCAGCAUCUCCCCUUCCCACGGUGCAGAAAAGGUUUUCGGUUGCAACCAAGAGCAAAAUACGUCGGGAAAGACGUUCGACUGGAUGAAAGUUAAGAGGAAUCCCCCCAAAACAGCUAAAGUCGCUGAAUAUGGAAUGCAUGGUCCCCAGAACACAAUUCGCACCAACUUCACAACGAAGCAGCUGACGGAGCUGGAGAAGGAGUUCCACUUCAACAAGUAUCUGACCAGGGCCCGUCGCGUGGAGAUCGCUGCCACACUGGAGCUCAACGAAACCCAGGUGAAAAUCUGGUUCCAGAACCGCAGAAUGAAGCAGAAGAAGAGAGAGAAGGAAGGACUGGCCCCGGUGGCCAACCGAGGAUCAUCCAAAGAUCUUGCUGAGAACUCAGACCACUCCAACUCCUCGUCCCCCGGUGGGUCACCCAGCUCGGAGACUUGA
This is a messenger RNA of Scleropages formosus (Asian bonytongue), 951 nucleotides long. RefSeq names its product homeobox protein Hox-B1. Gene Ontology annotation, biological process: regulation of transcription by RNA polymerase II. Gene Ontology annotation, cellular component: nucleus. Gene Ontology annotation, molecular function: RNA polymerase II cis-regulatory region sequence-specific DNA binding; DNA-binding transcription factor activity, RNA polymerase II-specific. The record is from RefSeq and is a predicted model, not a curated record. The transcript is spliced from 2 exons. The coding region runs from base 7 to 951 and encodes 314 amino acids. NCBI's taxonomy places the organism in Eukaryota, Metazoa, Chordata, Actinopteri, Osteoglossiformes, Osteoglossidae.